This is a messenger RNA of Penicillium robsamsonii, 1854 nucleotides long. RefSeq names its product phosphoribomutase PRM15. Gene Ontology annotation, molecular function: phosphopentomutase activity. The transcript has 9 exons. Gene Ontology annotation, biological process: carbohydrate metabolic process; purine ribonucleoside salvage. The record is from RefSeq and is a predicted model, not a curated record. NCBI's taxonomy places the organism in Eukaryota, Fungi, Ascomycota, Eurotiomycetes, Eurotiales, Aspergillaceae. The annotation marks the transcript as partial.
AUGGCCCAAUCACUUUCCUCCUUGACAGAGCAAUGGCUCCAAUGGGACCAGGAUCCUACGACUCGCGCAGAAAUAGAAAAAUUGCGGGACUCCAACGCCACUGAGGAGCUGGAAAAGCGCCUUCGGAAUCGUAUUGAGUUCGGAACAGCUGGUCUGCGAGGCUGCAUGGCCGCAGGGUUCUCCUGCAUGAAUUCUUUGAUAGUCAUACAAGCCUCACAGGGGCUGGCCAAGUUCAUUCGAGACAAACGUCCUGAGAUUGCCUCGAACGGUGUGGUCAUUGGACAUGAUGCGCGUCACAAUUCUGCGAAAUUCGCCGCACUCGCUGCCAACGCUUUCAUCGCGCAACGUAUCCCCGUUUGGUUCUUCAAUGAGGAAGGACCAACACCGAUGGUGGCGUUUGGUGUAAUUCAUUUCGGUGCUGCAGCAGGUAUUAUGGUGACGGCGAGCCACCUAAUUGGCUCGAAGAACCCACCCCAGGACAAUGGUAUGUUACUCAUCUCUGACGCUGCUACAAAGUGUAAGAAUCGUGGAUCUAUAUCAGGGAGACUGCUGACAAAAUCAUCUUGUAGCUACUCGAGCAAUGGUGCCCAGAUCAACCGACCCGAGGACGGACAAAUAGCACAGUUGAUUCAAGAGAAUCUUGAGCCAUGGCCGACCGCAUGGUCGGAAUUGAGCCCAGGCGAAUUCCUGCGCGCGGACUCUUACCAGAAAUUGCUACCUCACUACAGCAGCCAAGUCGCAGAAUUCAUGAAAACUACUGUGACAGACUGGCAACCCCCGAGACCAUUCGUUUAUACACCCCUGCACGGCGUGGGAGGUUUGGUUCUCCCAAAUCUGUGCCGCUCACUUGGGAUUAGCGACUUUGUAUCUGUUGUUACCCAAGAAAAGCCCGAUCCUGACUUCCCCACCGUGAAGUUCCCCAACCCGGAAGAGGCUGGGGCUUUAGAUCUUGCUAUUGAGACUGCAGACCAAGAAGGAAAGACCUUGAUCAUCGCAAACGACCCCGACGCGGACCGCUUUGCCGUAGCGGAGAAAGUGGAUGGGAAAUGGCAUACUUUGACUGGAAACCACGUUGGUGUCCUUUUAGCAUCCCAUUUAUUGGAUUCCUACGAUGCUAGCAAAGAUUGGUCCCACGUCGCGGUAUUGACUACAACGGUGUCGAGUGGGAUGCUCGGAAAGAUGGCAGCUGCAAAGGGAAUGCACUUCGAGGAGACAUUGACAGGGUUCAAGUGGAUGGCUAAUGUUGCCCGGGACCUAGAGAAAAAGGGAAAGACGAUUCCUUUUGCAUACGAGGAGGCACUGGGAUACAUGUUCCCAGCUGUGUGCUAUGACAAAGACGGCAUUACGGCAGCUGCAGUCUUCCUUGCAGCGGAGGCGAAAUGGAGAGCACAGGGGUUGACCGCAUAUGCCAAGCUGCAGCAACUGUUCGGUGAAUUCGGCCACCACGAGACCUUGAAUAACUACUUCCGAUCGCCUAAUCCACAGCUCACCUCAACAUUGUUCCAGGGCAUCCGAGGCAGCGCAGGCCUUGCGAAUAUGCAGUUUGGUCCCUUUAAGAUCUUGCGAUGGAGAGAUUUGACCGAAGGCUACGACUCCAGCACCCCUGAUAACAAGCCAGACCUACCUGAAGAUCCAACAAGCCAGAUGCUUACGCUGUGGCUGGCCGGUGGGGUUCGCUUCACAUUCCGAGGUUCGGGGACAGAGCCCAAGGUCAAAUUUUAUAUCGAGAGUUGUGGAGACUCUCGCGAAGACGCCGUCAAAGCAGUCUGCGAUGCAUUCCUCACUAUUCGGGAAGAAUGGGUACAGCGCUUUACGCCUUCGAUGACAUAUAGCAAGCAGCUUUCCACGUCAUCU